Messenger RNA from Gaeumannomyces tritici R3-111a-1, 354 nucleotides. RefSeq lists its product as hypothetical. NCBI's taxonomy places the organism in Eukaryota, Fungi, Ascomycota, Sordariomycetes, Magnaporthales, Magnaporthaceae. The transcript has a single exon. Bases 1 to 354 code for a protein of 117 amino acids. The record is from RefSeq and is a predicted model, not a curated record.
AUGUUGCGGGCCGUCAGGUCGGGCGGCGCCGGCGCAUCUUUUGCAUCCGCCAACCAGGAUGCUAGUCUCCAGGCGGCUUUAUCUCGCCGACCGCUCGUCGCGGCGCAUGAACUGAACAAACUAGAGGCCCUUAUCAACAAAUCGACGCGCGGGCGGUCUGGGCCAGUGUACCAGCAGACGCCCAUUAUACGCACCAGCGGCCGCGGCUGCUGCAAGGAGGGUGUUCCCGUUCGCGCCCGUUCCGCAGCCCUCACAAACGACGGCCUCGUGCAUAUGUCCUCGAUCAACGGCAUUUCUUCCUCGUCGGUGUCGGCGUCGCGUCUUGUCCUUUGUGCCGGCUCCGGGCGGCACUAG